This is a messenger RNA of Raphanus sativus (radish), 944 nucleotides long. RefSeq names its product co-chaperone protein p23-1. The transcript has 6 exons. The record is from RefSeq and is a predicted model, not a curated record. Lineage: Eukaryota; Viridiplantae; Streptophyta; Magnoliopsida; Brassicales; Brassicaceae. Gene Ontology annotation, biological process: protein folding; chaperone-mediated protein complex assembly. Gene Ontology annotation, molecular function: protein-folding chaperone binding; Hsp90 protein binding. Bases 151 to 786 code for a protein of 211 amino acids. Gene Ontology annotation, cellular component: cytosol; nucleus.
AAUCACUUCGAGAGAGUUCGAGAACUAUAACACAAUCUCUAUGUGGAGCAUCUAAGUUUCUUCUGUCGAUCAAAGCUAAGUAAAAAAAAAAAAUUUAUUCUUUGCGUCACUUCUCUAGGGUUCUUCUUCUCUAAGCUUCAUCUACUAAACAUGAGUCGUCAUCCUGAAGUGAAGUGGGCUGAGACCACUGACAAGAUCUUCCUUACUGUGGUAUUAGCUGAUUCCAAGGAGACUAAAGUUAAUCUAGACCCUGAAGGUGUCUUUGAUUUCUCUGCAAAAGCUGGUCCCGAGAACCACGUUUAUGAACUUAAACUCGAGCUUCACGGUAAAGUCAAUGUAGAGGAAAGCAAGAUUAACAUUGGAGUCAGAAGCAUCUUCUGCAUAAUAGAGAAAGCAGAGCCUGAAAGGUGGAAUAAGCUAGUCCGUGGAGGGAAAGCGCCUCACUACGUCAAGAUUGAUUGGGACAAGUGGGUUGAUGAAGACGACGAAGGCAACGCUGGUGCUGGAGAUAUGGAUAUGGGAGGAAUGGGUGGAAUGGAUUUCUCGAACUUUGGUGGAAUGGGUGGUAUGGAAGGACUUGGCGGUAUGGGUGGCAUGGGUGGACUUGGUGGUAUGGCCGGACUUGAAGGACUUGGUGGCAUGGGUGGUAUGGGUGGCAUGGGAGGCAUGGGUGGAAUGGAAGACUUUGAAGAUAGUGAUGAUGAAGAAUUUGCAAAACCAGGAGAUAAGAAAGAUGAAGCCGUCAAGGAAGAAGCGAAACCAGUAGAUGUCAAGGAAGACAAGUGAAGAAGAUGCUGUUCGUUCUAGAGAUGAACUCAUUACUGUGUUUUGCUUUCAAGUUUAUUAUUAGCUAAGGGUUAUUAUUAUUAUUAUUAGCUUUUUGAGUUUAUUAAACCCUCUGUUUUACUUCCUCUUUUCUAAAAUGUUUUGCUUUUAUGGAUUUA